GUGAUAUGGUCCUUGACUCGUCUCUCAAAGCACUUCAUGAUGACGGAAGUGAGUGCUACGGGGCGGUAGUCGUUUAGCUUAGUUACCUUAGCUUUCUUGGGAACAGGAACAAUGUUGGCCCUCUUGGAGCAUGUGGGAACAGCAGACUGGGAUAAGGAUUGAUUGAAUAUGUCCGUAAACACCCCAUCAGUAUAGUUCAACACACAGGCUUGUACAAUUGACCUCUUAAUAGUUGUAAUGUGUCGACACUGAUCCUUAAUCUCAAGCUAAAGCAAAACAUCAAGCGUUGUACUUUCGUAAUUACAGGUGUUCUUAAGUAACAGUUAGUAUGUCUUUUCCACACCCAAGCAUCUUCCUAUAAUGUACAGCUAUUAUAAAAUUCAUUCCAGUGACCUGCGCAGAAUUCAUCAUGACUGGUGUGGCGAAGACAUGUCAUCACUGUCUGUCUAAGAUGGCCAGUAAUGCCUACUUUGUGGUGGGACUUCUGUUCUUUCUUGCCGUUCCUCUCACCAUGGCGUUUGUAGGUGUGAAGUCUAUAGACGACUGCCCUGUUCAGCCAAUGAUUCCUCUCUACCUGCUGGUGGGCGGGGUUAUUGGCAGUGUAAAGGUCACGCUGCUCCUGUACGACACCACCCGCAUGAGGUCGCUCAUCUCCAAGUCGGUCGUCAUCGGCGACGACGAUGCCGACGAGUAUCCAUGGAGACAGAACGCAAACAAGUAUUACGUGCACGUCAUCCUCAGCCUGUUCCUGUUCGUCUGGUUCCUCCUGGGGAACUACUGGGUGUUCUCUGUGUUCCAGCCUAACUUCAUCACACCCUUCCACCAGCCACAGGACUACUGCAGGAAGUCUCUGUACCUAUUUGCUGUGUUUGUGUUGACGCUCAGCCACACCGUGCUGCUCCUGCUACUCUGCUGUGGGGUCUGUUUACACGUCUGCUCUCAGACCAGCACCAGGGACGACUACGAGGAUAGUGAUGAAGACUGAGUGACUGACUGGCUGGCUGGAUGACUGACUCAGAGAAGCAUACAGAUGUAGGAUUUUAAUUUGAUCAUCCUGUUUUUGCAGGAAUAUUCCUGCGCAGCAGGAAAUACAAGCUUGUAGUGUAUCUGAGUUUUAAAAGGGCUUCUGAAGUUUGUAAUUUCCACUUUGAAAUUUCAGACUUGAUUUUCCCUUACAAAAAUUAUACUGUAAUGUCCAGUAAUUAUAAUCCACAUAAUAAUUUACAUUUCCUGUAUAUUUUCCUUCUGUAGCAAACUGUCUCAAAUAAAGAUCCUACAUCUGUACAGAAAGAUUGUAGAGCACUGGGGCAUUGCAGUUAGAUGGUUCUGUAGUUAGUAGAACAGUGGAGCAUUGCAGUUAGAUGGUUCUGUAGUUAGUAGAACAGUGGAGCAUUGCAGUUAGAUGGUUCUGUAGUUAGUAG
Messenger RNA from Oncorhynchus mykiss (rainbow trout), 1421 nucleotides. The record is from RefSeq and is a predicted model, not a curated record. NCBI's taxonomy places the organism in Eukaryota, Metazoa, Chordata, Actinopteri, Salmoniformes, Salmonidae.